CAGCUCAUCUGGGCCUCCGACUCCUACGCUGACGACGUUCCCUUCCAAGUAAAUCUACCCUUAGAACGUGACGUCCCUGAGCCAAAAUGCCUGCUUAGGGUACCGUAUUCGCACGAUUGCAAUGAUUUCAAGUUCCAUGUUAUUGGCGGUGGGUUUGCGGAUCCGGAUAGAUUUUCUGCGCAUAUGAAGAAUGCGUCUGAUGUACCGAAUGAGGAGAGGGAAAUGGGGAUUCCAAAGAUGAUGACGGUGCGAUUGCAUUGUAGGAUUUUACGGCGGCCGGGGCGUUUUGGCGCAUUGAAGAAGUUUGUGGAGUAUUUUGGGCAGAAGGAUGGGGUGUAG
Molecule: messenger RNA, 339 nt
Organism: Lindgomyces ingoldianus
Lineage: Eukaryota; Fungi; Ascomycota; Dothideomycetes; Pleosporales; Lindgomycetaceae
Exons: 1
Biological process (GO): carbohydrate metabolic process
Source: RefSeq, a predicted model, not a curated record